Molecule: messenger RNA, 1954 nt
Organism: Hemicordylus capensis (graceful crag lizard)
Lineage: Eukaryota; Metazoa; Chordata; Lepidosauria; Squamata; Cordylidae
Gene: METRNL
Product: meteorin like, glial cell differentiation regulator
Exons: 5
Coding region: 239-1174 (311 amino acids)
Biological process (GO): positive regulation of brown fat cell differentiation; energy homeostasis
Molecular function (GO): hormone activity
Source: RefSeq, a predicted model, not a curated record
UUGAGUGGGUGGUUCCUGUGGCGAGGUGGCUCCCCGCCCUUAGCUAAGCUGGAACGCAGAGCGAGCGCUGAGUUGGAGAAACGAGUGUAGUGUUGAGUGGAGUAGCCGGCCAACGGAGAUGGGCUCAUGCUAGCGGCUUGAUUCGGAGCGGGUUUCCUCUCGCCAUGUAGCGCAGGCUACGGGCGCUCUCCUCUUGCCUCGUCUGGUGGAUCCAUUCCAAAGCAGCCCGGCGGGGACCAUGCGGAGAGCCCCGGCGCCCGGGCUGCUGCUCCCGCCGCCGUCACCGCUACUGUUGUUGCUAGGGCUUCUGGUACUGGACAGGGGCUGCACGGCGCAGUACUCCAGCGAUCUCUGCAGCUGGAAGGGGAGCUUGGGGCAAACGAGCCUUGCAUAUCCUGGGGCAAUCAGUGGAUUAACACACGAAUCUCAUAAAAAAGACGUUGAACAGAUCUACCUCCGCUGUUCAGAAGGAUCCAUAGAAUGGAUGUAUCCCACUGGAGCGCUGAUAGUCAAUCUGCGACCCAAUAUUUUAUCUUCCUCUUCCAAACAUUGGACGGUUUGCAUAAAACCCUUCAAGGACUCUGCAGGAGCAAAUAUUUAUUUGGAAAAAACUGGAGAAUUGAAACUGCUGGUCCAAGAUGGAGACCACAGUCCCACCAGAGUGCAUUGCUUCAGCUUUGAUCAGGGCGGACUCUUUGUCGAAGCUACCCCUCAGCAGGACAUUAGUCGGAAGAUUACUGGCUUCCAGUAUGAACUAAUAAGCAAGGGGGCAGCAUCUGAUUUGCACAUGGUUUCUGCUCCCUGCCGACCUUGUAGUGACACGGAAGUGCUCUUGGCUGUCUGCACGAGUGACUUUGUUGUUAGAGGUACCAUCCAAAAUGUAAUCAAUGAGGAGGAACAGCAAGAUUCUGUCAUUGAUGUGAGCGGGAGUAGAAUCUACAAGCAGAAGACGAAGAUAUUCAAGCCAGCAGAAGAAAGUGGUUGGUGGAAAGGACAGAUCAAGACCCUCUUGCAAUGUGGGGUGAGACCAGGAGAAGGAGACUUCCUCUUCACAGGCCGCAUGCACUUUGGGGAGGCCAGAUUAGGCUGUGCCCCUCGUUUCAAAGACUUUCAAAGGAUGUACAAAGAGGCCAAGGACAAAGGGCUAAAUCCUUGUGAAAUUGGCCCAGACUGAGAUGGCAUUCUUCACCUGUAGGUCACUCUUGAGGCUUGGCCGGAACUAAUCCUUAGUUGCUGCAGAUGCGCUGAUGUAAAUGGAACUAAUAACUGAGAUUGGAACAAUCUGAUGUUAAGAAUGAUAUUCUUUUUGGAGAUCGUGAAGAAGAGACUGUAUGUGCGUCUUUCAGGGAGGGUUUAAGUCUGGAGACUCCUGCUUCCGCAGGAGCCGUGACAUGACAACCCUUGAGGUACCUUCCUAUUCUGUGAUCUUAUGAAUAUGAGAACCAUACAAGCCAAUCCUUGUGGCCAGUGGCACUGUUACUCUAAAUGGAAGUGACUGAGGUACGAGCUUUCAGAAUUCCAAGUCUGGAAUGCAAUCCCACAACUUUUCUAUUUGAACUAAAUUAUUUUUUCAACUUCCUUGGGGGGGUGGGGGGGAACAGUGAGAGAUGCAACAAAACCAUCAUGUCUUAAAAAUAUCAGUCAUCCGAUGAACCUUUGUAUCUUUGUAAUACUAAUGUUUUAAAAUGUGUAAAGCAGAUGUAGCAUUUUGCAUGGUAUAAAUGGACAACAGCAUGAUAGAAACCGGUGAAAGCUUUUUAACAUUGAUGCUUUGUAAAAAGCUUGGUGUACAAUUUGGAAUUGUUUCUUAUGACAGAAAUUUAUGGAACCAAACUCUUGCUUUCCUUUUUUUUUUUUUUUUAAAUUUAAGAUAAUGUACAAUAGCCACCUGCAAUUUUUGUUCAGGCUGGUGAAUUGUUUGCAUUCCAGAGAAAUAAAAAGCUCCUGGAUUUGG